Messenger RNA from Zingiber officinale, 2610 nucleotides. Its product is annotated as conserved oligomeric Golgi complex subunit 2-like. The record is from RefSeq and is a predicted model, not a curated record. The transcript is spliced from 12 exons. Gene Ontology annotation, cellular component: COG complex; membrane. Gene Ontology annotation, biological process: Golgi organization; protein transport; intra-Golgi vesicle-mediated transport. Lineage: Eukaryota; Viridiplantae; Streptophyta; Magnoliopsida; Zingiberales; Zingiberaceae. The coding region runs from base 54 to 2285 and encodes 743 amino acids.
AUUUCUUCUCUCCCUUUGGCCCGUCGUGCAGAUCCAGAUCCAGGAACUUCAUCAUGGCGGAGAGUCUCCUCCCACCUCGAUCGCCGACGGAUCUUUUCGGCGAUCCCAUCGACGCCAAGCCGCCCUGGUUCAACUCCUCGGCCUUCCUCGGUGAAGACUUCGAUCCUGAUUCCUACGUCGCUGACCUCCGCACCUUCGUACCCCUCGAGAGCCUCGCGGCUGAGCUCCGCUCCUACCUCGCUGACCUAAAGGCCGAGCUCAUCGAUCUCAUAAACCGAGAUUAUGCUGAUUUUAUUGGUCUCAGCACCCGCCUAGUCGAUGUUGACUCUGCUGCCGCACGCAUGCGCGCCCCGCUUGUCGAGUUCCGCGACAAGGUUGCUACUUUCCGCGCCGUCAUUGACGCCGCUCUCACCUCGAUCCGCAGUGGUCUGCGCCAGCGAACUGAGGCUUCGGCUGCCAGGGAGAUUCUGGAGCUACUGCUCGAUACCUUCCAUGUAGUCUCCAAGGUUGAGAAACUUAUCAAGGAAUUACCAAGCUCUCAUUUUGGUCCAUCAAACACAGAGAUUGUCCCUGCUGAGAAAGUUUCUUCAGCCAAUGCUAAUGGCGCGCUAAAUACAGAAGUCGGGCCAAAUCAUAGAGAAGAUCAAAGCAUUCUUUUGGAAAGAAUUGCAAGUGAAAUGAACCGGCUUAAAUUUUAUAUUAGCCACGCGCAGGAUCUCCCCUUCAUUGAGAACAUGGAGAAGAGGAUACAGAAUGUUACUUUGAUGUUGGAUGGUAGCUUAGGCAAUUGUUUUGUGGAUGGACUAAAACAUCAAGAUGCAAAGUCAAUCUAUAAUUGCUUGCGCGCUUAUGCUGCUAUUGACAACACUUCAGCCGCUGAAGAACUUUUCAGGACAGUCAUUGUGUCACCUAUGAUUCAGAAAAUUAUUCCCCAUGACAACUUGCAGGUGGUUAGUGGUGCUUCCUUAGAUGAACUUGAGGAUGAUUAUCAGCAAAUAAUGCAAGGUGUCAAGAAGGAUUGCAAAUUUUUACUUGAUAUAUCUUCAACAGCAAAUUCUGGCUUCCAUGUUUUUAGUUUCUUAGCCAAUUCAAUCAUUAGAGAGGUUCUUAUUGCAAUUCAAAAAGGGAAACCUGGGGCAUUUUCUCCCGGAAGGCCUGCAGGGUUCUUGAAGAAUUAUAAAUCAAGUCUUGGUUUCCUUGCAUUUCUUGAAGGCUAUUGCCCAUCUAAAUCUGCUGUUGUUAAGUUUCGAUUAGAAGUUGUGUAUCUGGACUUCAUACGACAGUGGAAUGUUGGGGUGUAUUUCUCGUUGAGGUUUCAAGAAAUUGCUGGUGCACUGGAUUCUGCUCUUAUGGCAUCUAAAGUUAAUCCUGUUGACAUUCAUGGGAACCAUCAUAAGUUGACAUUGAAGCAAAGUAUUACAUUAAUGGAAAGCUUGAAAUCUUGCUGGAGUGAUGAUGUUCUUAUUAUUGCUCACUCCGACAAAUUUCUUCGAUUGUCUUUGCAACUUAUUUCGAGGUACUCAACUUGGCUAUUUCAUGGUUUGUCUGCUCGAAAAUCACGAAAUGCUAGCGCAAAUGCAUCCCAGAACUUUGAAUGGGCUAUUUCUGCACAAGUAGAAAUUUUUGUCUAUGUAAUGCAUGAUAUAACUGUACUUGUCGGAGAGAUUUGCGGUGACUACCUUGGACAAGUACUUCAAGCUCUUGGUUCAUGCUCAGGAGAAGUUGUUGAUCUUGUAAGACAAGCUAUGAAUGUUUUUUUGAGCUUGUUUUUAAGCAUGCAAAUGUUGAAGAGAGUGAGGCAACAAAGAGAGGACUUAAGGCAGCUGAAAGGAGUCACUGCAACAUAUAGGAUGACUAAUAAACUUCCUGUAAGGCCUUCACCGUAUGUGUCAUUAAUUCUCAGACCACUGAAGGUUUUUUUUGAAGGAGAGCUAAUGAAGUUUUUAACAAAAGAUGCUCAGAAUCAACUUUUGCACGGUGCAACAGAAAAGAUCACUACUCGGUAUUAUGAACUAGCAUCUGAUACAGUUAAUGUGGCAAGGAAAACAGAGUCCUCUUUGUUGAGGUUGCGCCAAGGUGCACAACGGCGAGUUGGAGCAACUUCUGACGCCCAGGAUAAUAAUAUUUCUGACACAGAAAAGAUUUGCAUGCAGCUAUUUCUUGACAUUCAGGAGUAUGGUCGCAACCUUUCUGCUAUGGGAGUCGAAGCAACCGAGAUAUCAGCAUUCCGUUCCUUGUGGCAGUGUGUUGCUCCUGAAGACCGGCAAUCACAAAUCACAUUUUGAAGAGUUCCAUUCCCGCAAUAAAGGGUCCAUUCGAUUGCAUCAGGAGAUAAGUAGAAUCUGUGCCUGUAAUAUUAUACACUUCACAACUUUUAAAAGCUAAAUUUACUAUUGCUUAGAAGUUUUGUGAGAUGGCCCGAUUGAACAGAACUUAAGCUGUUGUGAUAUGCUUUUAGAGAGCUCAUGGAAACAUUCUUUUAUUUUCUAAAGAUAGGGAUCAAAAACUGUCGACACGAGGCCAUGAAAAAGGAAUUCUCUCUUCAAAUCGUAUAGUUCGUUGCAUUUUAUAUUAUAUGAAAUAUCAUUUUGAUUCCUUCAUUCAACCUCA